Molecule: messenger RNA, 3366 nt
Organism: Erythranthe guttata (spotted monkey flower)
Lineage: Eukaryota; Viridiplantae; Streptophyta; Magnoliopsida; Lamiales; Phrymaceae
Product: ubiquitin carboxyl-terminal hydrolase 9
Biological process (GO): protein deubiquitination
Molecular function (GO): cysteine-type deubiquitinase activity
Source: RefSeq, a predicted model, not a curated record
UUCCGGGUCUUUAUUCCGACCCGUUUCCGACCAAGAUGAUUUCCGGGUCUCACCAAACCCGUACCGAUUGCCUUCCCAACUCAAGAGACGCUAAUAGCCAACUGUAAACAAAUGGUUGAAAAAUUAAAAAUCGUGGAAAAACAAACAAUACAUUUCUCUGUGCUUUCUCGAAUUUUCUCUCACUAGAUUUUCUCCCUCUACCACCGAAACAUCAAAUUCAACAUUCUUCCUGCAAUCUAGGGUUCCCCAUCUCACUCCUCACGUACACAUACAUAGAUUGUGUUGAUGCACUUUUUCUGAUUCAUCACAUUCACUGAUCGUUGGAUUGAGUUUUCAGGGAUAAACCAUGACGAUUCCAGAUUCGUCGGGGUAUUGUUAUAUGAUGGAGAACGGAUCGAUAGAAUUGCCAUGCAAGCCGGAGGAAGAGAAGAGGAUUGUUCAGGAGUUGACCGCCAAAGCUGAGGCUAAUUUGCGCGAGGGAAAUUUGUAUUACGUCAUCUCGAGCAGGUGGUUCAUAACCUGGCAAAGAUAUACUGGGAAGAUAGAGGGUGAUUAUCCAUUUGAUGGCCAUUCUAUUGAAUCUCAAUUUACGAUGCCAUCUGUUAUAGAAGAUAAACCUGGACCUAUUGAUAACAAUGAUAUAGUUGCAAACGGAAUGGAUAAUGAAGAUGAUCUGCAGGUUCUAAGAACUUUGGAAGAAGAGAAAGAUUAUGCAUUAGUUCCACAAGAAGUUUGGGAUAAGCUCUUGAAGUGGUAUAAAGGAGGGCCGGCAUUGCCUCGAAAGAUGAUUUCUGUUGGGGAUCAACAGAAGCAAUUCAUUGUGGAGGUCUUCCCUCUGUCUCUCAGGUUAAUUGACUCUGGAGACCAGAGUGAAGUAAUUAUAAGACUAAGUAAAAAGGCUUCUUUACAUGACCUCUACGAAAAGAUUUGUCAACUCAAAGGUCUAGAUCCGGAAAAGACACGCAUAUGGGACUACUUCAAUAAGCAGAAGCAUACAAUAUUAAAUUCUUCGAGUCAAACCCUAGAGGAGUCUAAUUUGCAGAUGGAUCAAGAUAUUCUCGUUGAGGUGUCAACUGAUGGAUUUGGCAAGGAUUAUACUGGAAAUGGCUUACAAUUGGUUCCAAUUGAGCCUUCAAGAUCGACCUUUUCAAUUGCUGGUGGCCCAAAUAUGUCCAAUGGUUAUUCAACUAGUAAUAGCUCCAACCUAUACCAGGAAAGUUCUUUAACUUCCACAUAUGCGGAUAUGGAGGACGGGUAUGAUGGUAUGAAGCCUGUAACAGGAGGAGAUAGGAGAGGUCUGGCAGGAUUACAAAAUCUGGGUAACACUUGCUUCAUGAACAGUGCUCUUCAGUGUUUAGUUCAUACGCCUCACCUUGCGCACUACUUCUUGCAAGACUACAGUGAUGAAAUCAACACACAGAAUUCUUUAGGAAUGCAUGGUGAGCUUGCGCUUUCAUUUGGUGAGUUACUGAGGAAACUUUGGUCAUCUGGUCGAACUUCAGUGGCACCUCGUGCAUUUAAGGGGAAACUUGCUCGUUUUGCUCCCCAGUUCAGUGGGUAUAACCAGCACGAUUCACAGGAGCUCCUUGCCUUUUUACUUGAUGGGCUGCAUGAAGAUUUGAAUCGCGUUAAGCAGAAACCAUAUAUGGAGAUAAAUGAUUCUGAUGGUCAGCCUGAUGAGGAAGUUGCAGAUGGGUUUUGGAGAUAUCACAAGGCGCGAAAUGAUUCCAUAAUUAUAGAUAUUUGCCAGGGUCAAUACAAAUCGACUCUGGUUUGCCCAGUUUGCGACAAGAUAUCUAUAACAUUUGAUCCGUUCAUGUACCUGUCGUUGCCUCUUCCUUCAACAGCUACUCGAUCAAUGACAGUAACAGUGUUUUAUGGUGAUGGAAGUAGCCUUCCUAUGCCAUUCACAGUUACUGUUCUAAAGCAAGGAUGCUGCAAAGAUCUUAACCAGGCUUUGGCUAAUGCGUGCUGCUUAAGUAAUGAUGAAUACUUGCUCCUUGCCGAGGUCUACGAGCAUCGGAUAUAUCAGUACCUGGAAAAUCCAUCAGAGCCUCUGGCUACAAUUAAAGAUGAUGAAUGCAUAGUUGCCUACAGACUCCCCAAGAGGGACACAGUAUUAACGAGAAUAGAGAUAUGCCAUCGGUACCUGGACACUGAGAGGAAGCUUUUCUUGACGCCUUUAGUGACUGUCAUGGAAGAUCCACAAUCUGGAGCUGAUAUCGAUCUUGCUGUCAGCAAAGUGCUUGCUCCUCUAAGAAGGAAAGUGUUUUCCACUUCGAAAACAAUUGACAGCAGCACAGAAACCGACUCACCUAUGACUUCAACAGAAGAUCAAAUGAACAUCGACAGCACCCAAUUGGGAACUACAGUCCAAUCAGAAGAGGAAACAGAAGCAGCAGGAAUGUCGAGCAGGGACUUGUCUUUUCGGCUCUGUAUCACUGAUGACAAGGGUUAUGCCUGCAGGCCUAUAGACAAGGACUCGCCCAUAAGACCUGGUCGAUUAUUAAAAUUCAUGAUGGAAUGGACUGAACAAGAGCAUGAAUUAUACGAUUCUAGCUAUUUAAAGGAUCUCCCCGAGGUUAAAAGAUCUGGAUUUCUUUCGAAAAAGACCAAACAAGAGUCAAUCUCUCUGUUUUCGUGCUUGGAUGCAUUUCUCAAAGAGGAGCCUCUAGGACCCGAUGACAUGUGGUAUUGCCCUCGGUGCAAGGAACAUAGGCAGGCGAGUAAAAAAUUGGAUCUGUGGAGGCUGCCAGAUGUACUCGUCUUCCACUUGAAAAGAUUCUCCUACAGCAGAUGGCUGAAAAACAAACUGGACACAUAUGUAGAUUUUCCCGUCGAAAAUCUCGAUAUAAGCAAAUAUGUGAAGAGUAAGGACGCAUCCGAAGGGUCACAUGUGUACGAGCUUUAUGCCAUCAGUAAUCACUAUGGUGGCCUUGGUGGUGGCCACUAUUCGGCUUACUGCAAGUUAAUUGAUGACAAUAAAUGGUAUCAUUUUGACGAUUCUCAUGUUUCGCCUGUGAGUGAGUCGGAAAUCAAGACAUCUGCAGCUUAUGUGCUGUUCUAUAGACGGGUUAAACGUAAUAUAAAUGGAACAGCAGGCGAGCAAUCAGAACAAUUAGUACAUCAUUAGUUCUUGAAAUGGAGUUUUGUUUUGGUGAAAAAGCAACAUAGAUCGGGAGCUACGCUAAAAAUUACUUGUGCCAAGGAAGAAGAUCUGUGAUAUAAUUUUUUGAAGGCUAUAACUUCUUUUAGGUAAGUGUUCCUUUUUAUAUGUAAUUGUUGGCUUACUUUUUGGUACAAGGAUAUAAGAUGUGUAAUAUGUUGACCUUUUGUUUUUGAGGAAUAAAACGUCUAUGAGUGAUA